AUGCCGACGAAACUCCAACAUGAACUUGCUGAUUCAACGGGCGCAGAGCGACUGGACGGCAAGGUUAUAGAAGGAGAAUUUAAUGUACCAGAGCGACCAGACGGCGAGUUUGUGAAAGGUGAUUUCGAUUUACCGGGCGGAGAACGUUUUCUGACAGGUGACUCUCUUCGGCGUUUUAUCAAUGGCCGCCUAUCACCACCAGCGGUUCUGGACUUCGAGGGUCUACGGGUCACUGCAUAG
Messenger RNA from Fusarium venenatum, 240 nucleotides. NCBI's taxonomy places the organism in Eukaryota, Fungi, Ascomycota, Sordariomycetes, Hypocreales, Nectriaceae. The record is from RefSeq and is a predicted model, not a curated record.